AUGAGAGCAGAGAAUCAAGUCGUACCAUUUCGCAUCACGACGAAAGAUCAAAAGCGGCUGUUCGCAUGGCUUGUUGCCCCUCUGGGGGUAUAUGCCAAGAACUCCGAUGCGUUUAUUCGGGAAAUAACAGGUACCGAUAUAGAAGAUUCGGUUGCGUGGAGCUCGUUGCGCAACGAUGGAGAGGCAAGACUAGUCAUAUAUUUCCACGGCAACUCUGCGACAUUGGCCCAAGAACGCCGCACGAUAGAAUAUCGCUCGUUUUCUGCAGGAGCCUCGGAGAGUAUGUAUGUUUUGGCCUUUGACUAUCGCGGCUUCGGUCUCUCAGAGGGAGAGCCUUCGGAAUCCGGUCUGCUUGACGACGCCGAGGCAGUUGUAGAUUGGGCUCUGAACGUUUCCCGCAUACCGCCUGAGCGGAUUGUGCUCCUGGGACACUCGUUAGGGACAGCUGUCGUAUCCGGUGUAGCACAUCGCUAUGCGACGACUCUGGGUAUCGAGUUUGCAGGUCUUAUUCUCUGCGCGGCAUUUACAAACGCCGGCAACGCAUUCUCAUCCUACUCAAUAGGCGGUGUGAUUCCCGUGCUCGCUCCGGUCAAGCUAUUUCCAGCUUUCCAGGCUUGGUUCGCGCGUAGAAUGGUAGACACAUGGCAUAGCGACAACCGACUGGCUACACUGGCGCGUACUUGCUCAAGGUUCAAGCUAGUCCUUGUUCAUGCCCAAAGCGACUCGACAAUGCCGUGGCACGAGACGGAAGCGCUGUUCCAAUCUACGCUGCGCGCCGCAAAAGACACAAGUCCGGGCAACGACAGCGACGGCGACGGCGACUUGAAAGACAUUGAAGUAGUUGACCUGGGCGAGGCUGGUAGGCAGGAAAUAUGGCGCAGCAACUCGUGUAGUAUAUCCAAGACGAUUGCGAAGCAUGGCGUUACUCGCCCAGGACCCCCACAACCAAAUCUCAACCCUCACCCUCCAAACAUCAUGCCCGCCAUCGCCGCACACCUCCAAGCACGUUUCCUCGAAGACUCUGGCAGCGGCGGAGUCUCAGGCACCGCCAUCGCACUCAUCAUCUUCCUUGGGAUCCUGCCCGUCAUUGUGCUAUUCUGGGCCGUUUGUUUCCUCUUCUGGGCCUAUCCGAAUGAUCGCAAUUGGUGUUGCAUGAGGCGCAAGCGUCGUCCGGAGCCGGAAAGUUUUCUGACGCAGACACCUAUGCCAGCGCCGCCUUUGAAUGAGAAGGACAUGACGCUUCCUCAACGACCAUCUUCUGUGCAGUUCCGAAUAGAGUCUGGAAGCAGCAAUACUGGACGUCUUCAGAAACAUCAGAGACAGGGCAGCUGGGAGAACAGGCAGGCUAGGGCGAGCAUGCAGAGCUUUGGAAGUGGGAACGGGGGGAUGGUGCAAGAACCGAAGCCUUUUGUGUGA
Pyrenophora tritici-repentis Pt-1C-BFP is the source of this 1416-nucleotide messenger RNA. The record is from RefSeq and is a predicted model, not a curated record. Lineage: Eukaryota; Fungi; Ascomycota; Dothideomycetes; Pleosporales; Pleosporaceae.